AUGUCUAACGUGUCCUCUGACAAUUCUCGGAACCGAUCCAAUUCCAAUUCCGCUUCAACCUUACUAACUCCCUCUCUUCAUCUCUCCAUCCAAAACAAUAAUAACUUGCUUCUUUCUCCGAGAGUGAAUUCGAGUAGAUCUUCUUCUCCGAUGCCAUCACCUGGAAGAUUUUCAAGUUCUCCAAUGCCAUCACCUGGUCGUUCAAAUUCGGCAUCGGGUUUUUAUUCUCCAAUGCCUUCUCCAGGAAGGUAUUCGCCGAUGCCAUCUCCUGGUAGAUCGAAUACUGUUGGAAAUUUAAAUGUUUUGAAACGACGAGGCUCAUUCAGUAGAGCCAAUAGCUCAAUGAGUGUUGGAACCAACCAUAGUUCCUCACAAUCUUUUAUUUCUAUAAAAAUCAAUGACGAAGACAGCACCAUAGCAGAGACUCCAAACGGAGAGUUACAACCUCUUAGUUCGAAAUUUAAAAACAAUCAACAACAGAAAAUGAUAUUUGACUCACCACAAAUGGUGGCAACAAUGAAAGAAAUUAAAUCAUUCAAGAAAAAUCAAGCGCCAACAAAAGAAACUUUUAGAAAAAUUGCUCAAGACCUUAAAGAUGACAAAUUAAUUUCAAAAUUAUCACGAUUGCAUUUGGACGUUAUUGAAAAGCGUCGAAAAGAAGCAAAAGAGCAAGGUGUGACGUUUCAUGAGUUUGGAGCUACAGGAAAAGUAAUUACGGAUGAUGACUAUGAUGAGUCCUUGGAGUUUAUUGAAAAAGUAGUCAAGAGAUUGUCAGAUCAUUUGGAAUAUACAAAAAUUGAAUUGUUUAAAAAACUCAACGUUUUAGUCACUAAUGAAGAGGAAGAUUAUUCGAAAACUUUCAAAAAAACAGUAGUGGAUGUGAUUGAAUCUAACAAGGAAAAUUCCAAAACGCAAGCAAAUUCGAAUAUAAUCAAAACUGAUGAGGAAAUUCAACAAUUUUUUGAUGAACAAAUCCAGCUUGUUCAUAAAUAUUGGCAACAAGAAUUUGUACUUAGAAUGAAGAGUUCUCAAACACUCCAAAAAGAGAAGGAGCUACGAAACAAAGAAUUAGCCAAAGAAGAAGGGAACCCAAAUUAUAUUGGCAUUGAUCAAUAUAGAAAGCUUCAACUAGAAUCCAAGGUGUUAAAUUCUCUCAUAGAGCAACGAGACAAGUUGCUCGAAGAGCAGAGAACAGAAUAUUUCAAAGAGCUGCUUUCACUGAAAGAAGAAUUGUUAAAAGCGAAUUAUCAGUAUUCAGCUCCUUCAUAUUUUCCUGCAAACUUUGACAAGGUUCUGAAUUUACCAUUUCUGGAAGAUGAAAACGUAAAAGAGUUGAAUCAGGUUUUGUUAAAAACAAAAACAAUGCUAAGCGAAAAAGAAAACGAAAUUCGAACACUGUUGGGAACCAUCAAUAAUUUUCAGGCCGAGACAUUCGAAAAGCUUAAAAAAAACCAAAAAGAAUGUGUCGUUGAAAAUUUAAUUGAAACAGCCAAAGCGUUCAAAUUUAAAGCAGACAAAUUUUCAGCCGAUAAUGAGAAUCUAGUGUCACUUGAAAAAUACAACUCACUACUGCAAAAAUUUGAAAAUAUGGAGCAAGAAAGCGAAUCGCUCAAGAAGGAAAUCAUUUCACUACAGAAUAUUCAACGAGCUCAAAUGAAUAUCACUACUACCGAUUUAAAGAAGCCGUCAACGUGGCUUACCAUGAGUCAGGACUUGUCUUUCACAUCGUUGGGAUCACCAACGUCCUAUCAUCACGAGUGGAAUGACGAUUCUGAGGAUGAAACUGAACUACACUCUACUAGCGAAGAAGAUGAAAUCAAAAAACUCAAGAAGCGACUUAAAUCUAAGGACAAUAGAAUUAUGCAACUCUCUGCAAUCAUUGAAGAGAUGGAGGUGAGACUCAAAACAAUGCAUGAUCCCAAGCAGUUUAAGGAGGCAAUUAUGAAUCCAAUACGUAAAUUUGAAGCGUACAAACAACAAAUAGCGGCCCUUGAAUCAGAGACGUUUGUGUUACAAAAGGAAAUUGAUUUGGGUAGUAUCAGGGAAGAAGAACACAUUCGUUCAAAGAAUAUUCUUUCACUCAAAAUUGAAGAUCUUUCAAGUCGUUUACGAGACAUGUUCACAUGGAAGGCCCAACAAGAAGCCAAAACGGCAACCUAUCUGAAAGAUAUCGAAACGAUGCGUGGAAAUGUGGAAAAGCAAAAAGACAAAGUUAAGACUCGAGAUAGAACUAUUGACAAUUUGAAACAACAACUUUCUGAAAUGAAGAAAAAACUAGAAGAAAAACAAGCACCACCUUUACCAACUCCAACCCCAACCAUUAUUUCUCAUUCUGUGUUUUCAUCAAAUUGCAAAGACAUGGAGGUUCAAACAGACACUUCUUUUCUUCCUAAAACACAUUUCAAAACAUUCAACGACAGCGACUUGUUGUCAAGUGAAGAAACGUGUGACAAGUCCACACAAACCUCACCUCACUCACUGGAUUCCAUUGAAAUUAGUGUCACAUCUCCAAAACCAUCGACGCUUGUCACUCCUUCCUCAUCCUCACACACCAUCCCAUCCAAACCAUCAACCAACAACACUACUGCCAACAAUACGACGACUACUAAGAGCAAUACGAUCACUUUAACAAGCUACUCGAGCAAGUCACCUAGUUCAUCCAACAGUGGAACCAAAAAACCAACAGAAACUAGCACUACAACAAAAACGAAUCCCUCUGAAUCUUCUCAACAUGUAAAUACCUCAACCAAUCACCCACAAUCUUCAAUACUAUUGAACCACAACAUCUCGGCAACAUCAGAAACACCUACCACUUCUAACAACAAUCAUGACUCAACAAUUUCCACAACAGCAACACCUACUACAUUUGCUACUUUACAACAAACAAAACAAGAAGAGCCUCCUCUUGACCUGGAUGAUCCUGAUUUUGCAGUUCGAAAAGUUAUAAGGCCAGUUCAGAAAAAACAGAGUAAUGUCACUCCAAGUAAUAAUGUUAUCACACAUUCAACUGGCUCCACUUCUAAGGAUGAGUUACAUGAUACAUGCAUUCAAGCAACAGCUACUACUUCUACUAAUGUGAAGGAGAUCUCUUCUUCCGUAUGUGAUUCAGUGGCAACAACACCUGCAUCCUCAACAAGUUCCACUGAAACAGUAACAGAGCUACCUCCAGACUCGUCUACGAACGAAUCCAUAACCAUUGCGCCAAAAAUGAAUGAGAGUCAACCUAUUCUAAAAAACACACCUGAACACAAUGAAAAAGAGAGAAAGAACGACAACAAGUUACCAAACAACACCACAACCAAUGUUUCUGAGUCCUCUCACCAACCAACACACAACACUCACACAACUCAAGCGGACAAUUCUCAUGAUCAUGGUCAGAAUCGACAACAAACACAAUCAGAGAAAGCACAUUUCAUUUCAAAUGAGCAGCAUACUCACGACCACACUCCUCAACACCUCGUUUCAUCGUUGGAAUAUACUCGUGGAGACUCACCCAUAUUUUAUGACAUUGCACACUUAAUGACCAAAGACGAGCCUCCAGAAGAGACUGAAGAAGAGAAAGCUCUUCAUCAACACACAGAACCCACAUGGUACAAGAUUCCAAAAUCAGGUCAUUCCUAUCCAACAGAGAGUGGAGAAGAUCCACAUGAGAAUAACAUAUCUCAUCACUCAUCUAUAAACCAUCAUCAAGAUCAUCAUCAUCAUGCAACAAAAGACGAACAUUCUGCAGCUAUUAUUGAAAGAAUGAAAAAACAAGCUCGCCUUAAGAAAGUGACAUUUUCUCAUGGUUUAGACGACGGAGAGAAAAUGGAAAUUCUUGAGAGCAAAUUUAAAAAGAGAAUUGGGAUGGCCACGUUGAUUGACCGAGUCUUAGUGAGCCAGGAAGGAAAACAACUCAGAAUUCAUGGCUAUAAUGAUUAUUAUUAUGAUGAGCAUGGUAACUUGGUUUAUGGUCCCAAUCACAAUCGAACGAAUCAAAACACUGCAGCACAUCAAGACGAUAAGCAAGGGGUGAGAGAUCACACGCCUAACGAACUCAAUCAUCACACUGAAAAGGGAACUGCUAGCACCAAGUUAAAUGUCGUCAUUAGAAAGAAUUUGAAAAAUGAUCAUCCUCAAUUGGGGUCACACGAACAAAAUAAUGGAGAAGAGGGAAAUUUUACUGAAAUGGAUGAGCAAGAUGGUAACAACUCCACUGGAAAUAAGUCAAACAAACGCGGUAGGAGUACUCCAUAUGGAAUUCAUUUUGGAAAGAUGUCCUUUAACAAAUCCUCAACGAUUGAUAACAAGAAUAAUAUGCAUCCGUUUACAGGUCGUUCUGAUGAAGAUGGAAACCACACAAGUAUGAACAACUUUUCAAGAAAUGCCAAUGUCAAUGGAUACAAUUCCAACUCGGUUGUGAGAUAUGGUAAGAAAUAUUUCAAUUCCAGAGAUUUGAUGGGAAAAGACGGUGUGGAUGACCAUUCGGAUCAAUCCACACUGUAUAUUGGAAGAAAUCCUUAUUCCAGCAAUAUCAACCCCAACAGCAACACCACGAAUAAUGGAACCUCGCAUUCUAUUCAUUUUGAUGUGAAUUCUCAAUAUGCCAUCUCCAAUUUCCCCAACCGAAAAUCACGACCCAAUUCUUCACCAUCCAAUCCUACUUCGAGUGGUCAUAACUCUCCAACAAGGGCCUCUCAAAUUUUUGUCUCACUUGGUCAACAUAUUGAACAUUCAAGCUCUCAAAAAGAAAAGCGUUUAAAAGAGCUGAAGCAAGAAGAGCAAGAUAAGUUGGAAAAGAUUUUAACAACAUGGAAUCAAAUGUCCAAGGGACACCCUGAAUCUAUAGAAAAGUUAAAAGAAGAAUACAUGAAUCAAUUGAGGGAAGAAGAACAUGCACACUAUUAUGACAUUAAGGAAUCCAAAGUAGUUUCUCCCUCUAAAAAAGGAGGUAAAUCUCAUCAAUUACUCGAAAAAGAAUUUUCCACGCUUCGAUAUAGCAGCAAUGACAUUGUCAACACGUAUCAAGCAUCUCCCUUGUCUCAGAAUGUCACUGCAGGAACCUCGGAUGAAGACGACUCUAAGGUUGAGCUCAAUGACACAACGAUCACUGUUAUAACUUCUCAAGAUCCCAAUAUCGCAACUACGAACGAAGAGGAAAAACCAUCCAUAGAAUUCGAUUUGAGUGAUGAACGAGCGACACCUACCGAAAUGAUCAUGAGACCUCUAUUGAAAAUUAAGAGUUAUCAAUCACCUCCAAAAUCAACAACCAUUGAUAAGGAUGUUACGAAUACUUCUAACAACACUUCAAUGGAUAUGACACACUAUGAACAAAUGCUUUCCAUGUAUGUGGCAAACAAUCCGUUAGCACAGAAUUCUUCACCACCCUCUUCUCCUACCCUCAAUCGAAUGCAAUCCUCAUCGUCAACAUGUACCGUAACUUUACAUCAAGUAGUGCCCAUUCAUCACAAUCCAACACUCAUAUCAACCAAAAGUCUUCCAUCGGUGGUCACUGCAACAACACCGAGUACUCAUCUCACAACCACCACACCACGUAUUGGAGCCAUUAAGGGAAGAAGAAUUACGCCUACACCUCCACCUUCUGCGAAUUCAAUUUCAAUAUUUACGACGACCAGUCACUCUACAGCCAAUAGUUCUGCAAUGGCCACUCCUCUCUCAAGUCGAGAGUGGUCUCAAAAGAAAUCAAAUGCUGUUCCAUAUGUCAUCUCAAGAAGUAAGAGUGCAAUGGGUGUGAGGGAACGUGUGUCUGCAUCGUCUGUGACAACAACAACAACCACUCGUAAGAAAAUCAAAACGGCAGAUUCAGCGUCAUCUUUGAGAAGUAGCAUGCCCACGAGUGGUCGUUCAGUGUCUGUUGCUGAUGAAAGAGAAAUUUCAAAGCGAAAACUCAAGAGUCUUGUAGGUCAGUAA
This is a messenger RNA of Naegleria lovaniensis, 5910 nucleotides long. RefSeq lists its product as uncharacterized. Lineage: Eukaryota; Heterolobosea; Eutetramitea; Acrasida; Naegleriidae. Bases 1 to 5910 code for a protein of 1969 amino acids. The record is from RefSeq and is a predicted model, not a curated record. The transcript is spliced from 2 exons.